AUGGGCCACAUCCCAAUUAUGAAACAAUGGACAUUUGUGUUAUGCCUUUUAGGAGCAUGUUCUGCUUUGCCGAUACUGCCUCAUCAUGCUGGGAUUCCUGGAAUGGGUAGUAUAAGCCUUGAGGGAAUGAGACAGCUGGGUGGACCAAGUAUACCAAAGGUACUCCCACAGUAUGGCCAGACAUACAGCUACGCUGAUCCAUUUAAUUCAAUGUGGAUGCACAAUUUCCUACCAUCACAUUCAUCAUUUUACUUGAUACGGCAAAGACCUCAACAUGAAACCCAACAGUAUGAAUACACAAUGCCAGUGCACCCUCCUCCAUUGCCAUCUCAAACACCCACUCUACUCCAACAACCUGGGAUACAAGACCAACCUCAUUACCAUUAUACCCAUUUCCUUCCUACAAGGCAAGUCCAAAUACAACAUUAUGAUAUCCAGCCACCAUUUCAUCCAAAACAGUUGUCUCUAUCAGAAGGAAAUCAGCCAGACGUUCAGCAGCAGCUAUCAUUGGACAGACAUGCUCAACAGUUACCAGCUAUACAAGACUAUUCAGGGACAUUGAGCCAAAUCUACCCUGGCUUAUUUGGAACCCAACAAAACACAGGCGAACAACCACAGCAACGAUCUAUUUAUCCCAAUUUGCAAUACAUGUCUUAUGUAACAAAUAAAGGAGCUCCUACCAGAUUAGGAAUAGUAAGCUCAGAAGAAAUGCAGGAUGGAGGAUUUGGUGCACCAGCCUAUCGAGCAGCAGGCCCCCAUGGCUUUCCCAUGGAUGGCAGAUUUGGAAAUAUGCCACUGAACAGUGGCCAACCAGGAGAUUACACAGUCGAAGAUGAUCAACUGGGCAUUACAGAACAGCCUGAAGUUCCCAAAGGAGUUAAACUAGGGCCCAACCCUCCAAACAGAGGGAACAAUGUUAUCCCUGUAGAUAUCAACCCAAGGGAUGCCUUGCCCAAUGCCAAUAACAAUCUGUUAAACCCUGCUGGACAAAGUAAAGGGCAACCAAAUGCACCUCAAGCCACUGCCUUGCCUCCAGCAACUCCUGAUAGCUUCAUUCCUUUAGAGGAAACUAGCACUGCCAUGCGUUUGGAUCCUACCAUGUUUCCUGACUCCUUUUACUCAACCAGUGCUGGAAAUGAGGCUGGUCAGCCACAAGUCAGUCAAAGCAGCUGGCAUAUGCAAGAGCCUUGA
Messenger RNA from Notechis scutatus (mainland tiger snake), 1191 nucleotides. RefSeq names its product ameloblastin (gene AMBN). The record is from RefSeq and is a predicted model, not a curated record. Gene Ontology annotation, molecular function: structural constituent of tooth enamel; growth factor activity. Lineage: Eukaryota; Metazoa; Chordata; Lepidosauria; Squamata; Elapidae. Gene Ontology annotation, biological process: odontogenesis of dentin-containing tooth; cell adhesion.